This is a messenger RNA of Cladophialophora psammophila CBS 110553, 1773 nucleotides long. RefSeq lists its product as uncharacterized. The coding region runs from base 1 to 1773 and encodes 590 amino acids. The transcript is spliced from 3 exons. Gene Ontology annotation, molecular function: DNA-binding transcription factor activity. Lineage: Eukaryota; Fungi; Ascomycota; Eurotiomycetes; Chaetothyriales; Herpotrichiellaceae. Gene Ontology annotation, biological process: regulation of DNA-templated transcription. The record is from RefSeq and is a predicted model, not a curated record.
AUGGGUGGCAAAGUUCUUUGUCAACCUCUGACUUGUCCAAGCGCGAACAGAAGACAACGAAACUGCGCUGCACAAAAAGCAUACAGGCAACGGCAGACACUCUAUGUCAGAGAGCUCGAAGAGAAGCUGCGCAGUGCGUCCAAGUCGGAUAAUGAACGAUUCCAGGAGCUGGAAAACAGCAACAGGUAUUAUCGUCAUCAUCUACUUGAGGCUUACAAGCGGCUGGAGAGCACGCGCAUCAGCUUGGAGAGCGUCCUGCAUUCCGUCGCUGGUGCCAUUGGGAUGCAAAACAAAUCUCAAAGACACCAAAAAUGUGAAGACACACCUGGAGGCCACGUCGAAACGCCGUCGAGCGAUGCUGAUCCAAAUACUUUUCAGCCCCACGAUUUGAAUGUACUGUCUGUUGAACCGUCAACCACUUUUCUGGGGCCUCCUGUCGAGGGCCCCUCCCUAAGCUCGCCCGAUGAUUUUGCACUGCUUGAUAUGCCUCCGGGAAUCGACGGUCUAGAUGAACCGGCCAGCAAUCCUUUGAUGACCACCGAGAUCUUUGACAUUCGAAACCAGGGCACAAAGGAUGUCGAAGGGUUGGUGCUGGAGCACGAACCGCACCAAGCCCCCGAGCAAGUCCCGUUAAUGGAUGAAUUCUUUCCUUCAAGCAGCCAGACUAAUGGCAAAUUUUCGCACAUGCCUCCUCAGUUAACAUUCGAUCUCUCUCAAAUGAGCUACAAGGGUUUCCCGUCUCUCACUGACCUAAGCCCUGUAGUACUUGACGCCAACGGAUCCCGAGUUCGUAACACCAAUUCCCCCUUCUCUGACCACAUCAGCCUAGUUGAGUACUUGAUACGGCAAGAAUGGUGCAAAUUUGCAGCGCGUGGGGGUGGAGAACAUUCUUCAAGCCUGCAAAACAGUAUCUCGUUCAUGUUAUCGACAUUUACAAGCGUGUCUUGGGAGUCGAUGCGGCCUUUUUGGAUAUACACAAAAGCACACCUUCCAGUGAUUAAUGUUACGUCUUGGCGAUUAAGCCCUUGCCACGAGACUUAUGUCAAACUCGCCUCGUGGUACCGACCCACGCACGUCCAGCUCGCCGUGCCGCAUCCGGCCGUUAUCGACUGGGUACCAUUUCCAUCUCUGCGUGACAGGCUGAUCCUCCUUCACUCCUGCAAUCCGCGACUCGAUGAGAUCAUCUGCGAGAUUGCGGACUCCUACGUGAUGGAGAUUGACUUUUCAAGAUUGGUGUCGGGAGUCGAGCCAUGCUUGGUGUAUGUGCGGGCCCUUGACCUCAUUGCGGCAAUUUCAAGCACAGAAGAGUCUAGGACUACCUUUCACGAGGGUCAUCCGGUUCCUCUGACCCAACAAGACGGCUUUGCCUCUGAUCUAGAAUUCUUGGCCCCAACGACGUCAAAGGAAUUCUCGCAGGGUGCUUUCUCGAGCGAUGCGAGUCCCACAUGGUCCGAGAGCCUCCCUGCUCCCUCUGUGGCUGCAAUAUUCGGCUCCAAAACAUUGGCUCUCCAAGCUUUGCUAAUGCUCGAGAUGGAUCGUGGCCCGGGAGCGAUGAAGCUGCAUCCGGCGUUCUUUGAAAGACACCCGGAACUUUACGACAGCAGGUCGGAAGGCGUAAUUGCACGCGGCAUUGCUAUCAGCCCGUCACACAAUGGACACAUGAAACCAACCCCUCUUUUGAAGCCUCUGGACCCCAAGACCUUGACGAAAUAUAGCGAGAUGGCCAGGUGGUACUUUGACGUCUCGUUCGGAGACGAGAAAGGAACAUCGUGA